Molecule: messenger RNA, 1032 nt
Organism: Alternaria atra
Lineage: Eukaryota; Fungi; Ascomycota; Dothideomycetes; Pleosporales; Pleosporaceae
Exons: 1
Coding region: 1-1032 (343 amino acids)
Source: RefSeq, a predicted model, not a curated record
AUGGCUGUGUCUGAAGAAAAGACAACGCCUAAAUCAACACAUGUGUCGGACCCUGCGCUUGCCCCGUUUCUUGAGUCGCGCUUCGAUGCCGCCGAAUAUCUCAACGCCACGCUGCCUUCCCUAUCGCUAGCUUCAAGGCCAAAAUCGAGUAAUGCCGCCUCGCUAGCCGACCUCUCCUCGCAGACGCAAGACCUCCUCUCACAGCUCAACGCGCAUACGACGCGAUUAUCAACGAUACUGACACAACUGACCGAUGACAUACUGCGGAGCGGCGGGCGGUUGGCGUAUGAGGUCGAAGUGCUGCGGGGAGAGGCCAUCGGGCUUACUGAGAUAUUGACAGAUGGGCUGAAGAGCGAUGUUCAAAAGUUUCUACCAGGUGGUAUCUCGAUGAAGACCGAGUCGACCGAAGACGAGCUCAAGAGCCCUAUUGCCACACAUGCAGAUACGCCAGAUGCGCAACCGUCGCAGCCAACGCUGGAAGAGCCUGAUGAGACCACUCCAGAAUACCUUUCCGACCUUCGCACCCUCACCACAGUCCGCUCGCGUCUUGAGACCGUCAUAAAAGUCUUUGGUGAAGCCAUGCACUGGUCGAUACCACCAUCCGAGGUCUCUUUGGGAGCCUCCCUUAUCAGCGUCUCCGCCCCCGAGCCUGGCACAGACAGCGCCUCGCGCGAACAGAAAGGCAAAGAGUUUGCUGCCUCGCUGCGAACCGAGAUCGCCGACCUCAUCACCGGCGACCCAGAAGGCGGCAUGGAGAAAGCAGAGAUAAGGAUACAGGCUUUGAGGGAUUUAGCACAGGUCUGGAAAGGCACAGCGGAAGAGAAGGCGAGAACAAAGUUUGUGGAAGGUCUGAUCAAAUUGGCAGAAGACAAGCAAAGAGAGCUUGACAGGGAGAAGGAGAGGAACAAGGAUCGAGGCCAGCAGAGGCCUGCCCGCAGUGGUAGUGUGCCAAAGCCGCAGCAGCAGCCUCAACAGCAAAGGGGUGGCGGGUUUCUGGAGAACUUACAAAGGAUACGAGGUCUUGUGGAAUGA